AUGUCUUCGUUGACAGACAUGAAUUACCCGCCGAGCGCAAAUGCACCCAUGGCAUCCUCAUCCUCGCCUCCUGCCUCCACGCCCUCUCCUUCAACUUCGAGUGCCACCACGGCCCAUUCGUCUGCCGCGCGCCGACCUCCGCGCAAGAGCACUUUGACUCAACAGCAAAAGAACAACAAACGCCAACGGGCUACCCAGGAUCAACUUGUCACUCUGGAAGUGGAAUUCAACAAGAACCCUACCCCCACUGCGUCUACCAGAGAGCGCAUCGCCUCAGACAUUAACAUGACCGAGCGAUCUGUUCAAAUCUGGUUCCAGAAUCGUCGCGCUAAAAUCAAGAUGCUGGCGAAAAAGAGCAUCGAGACCGGUGAAGGAUGCGAUUCGAUCCCUGAGUCGAUGCGACACUAUCUCGCGAUGCAAUUCGACCCGAACAAGCCCGGUGCAAGAGAUCCCUUUGGACGUGCGGGCGCAUACAGUGCGUCUAACAUGUACACAAACGAUGCCAACCCCUCUGGCAAAGUUGUGAUUUCUCACUUCACUUGCCGUUCCUUGACCGUCGGAAGUUGGCGGCGCAUUGGACAGAACGCCAUGGACUUGGUCGUUUUCUACUCCCCCGAUAAGGCUUGCAUGACAUACUACAUCAACAACGAUGCCGCCGGAUAUAAGAUCGAGUACCCUUUCUCAUACAUCAAGAACAUCACUUUGGAAACCGGUGAUCCCUCUCCUGGUCCGAACGGGGCACCCCCUCGGCCAGGUGGUCUUGUUGUGGAACUGAACCGCCCACCGCACUUCUACAUGGACUCAUCCAACUCUGGAGGUUUCUACCAGUGUGGUGAUUUCACCGAGGAACAGCAAGCCAGCCAGAUCAUGGUUCAUCACCUGGGAGGCCACCCCAAGGUCUUGAGCGUUCAGCUCGCCAAGCUGGUGUCGUUGGAAUCCUUCCAGAACCGUCUGGCUUAUAACAACAACAGCUUUGCUGUGCCUGAUGCGCCAGCUGCCAUGUCCCCACCUUUCAUCCAGCGCCCAGCCUCUCAACCCAACCAGUUCGCCGCUCCCACUUACAUGAACAUGUACCAGGACAGCAACCACCUGGGCUUCAAUAUGCCUGCGGCUCGUGGCCACAAGCGCCAACGAAGCCGUUCAGUGCCUGCUGCCGUUGAUAUCUCGACAUUCCAGAGUCCCAUGGGUUCCUUCCAUGUGCCGCCACCACCUCCGCCUCCGUUUAACCACACCGAGGCUGGUAUCUACGCGCCUGUCCCGCAGUCCGUGCACCAUCUUCCCACCGACUUGCGCAUCGACACCCAAGGAUAUGGACUGGAUUUCCGGACUAAUCCUAUGUCUGCUACCACCACUGGCUCGCCCCCUGAAUUUGCUAGUCCAAUGUUCAGCAACGCUGGCCAGGGCGAGUCAACGCCAGUCGCUAGCAUGGCUCCUCAGUUCAAUGUCCCCUAUGUCUCAGGAGGCUCAACCGAUGCCUCAACCAUGGGCUCCCACGCACCUUCCCCCUACUCCAGCGUGAGCCCUGCGGACCCAUUGAUUGCUAACCACUCGCCGCCACUGUCCAACAUGUCGCACGGUUCGUCCGACAUGUACAACUUCUCGCAUGAUCAGCAGUCUGGCUUCGAUGAUGGACUUUCAAUGAACGAUAUGUACUCGAAGCACCAGGUCAACUUUGGCAUUUCUCAUGAGAACUCUAGCUUCGAGCUGCCUGUGCAUGGCCUCUCUGCCCACCCCUCUCCCGGCAUGGGUGACUACUCCCACGACAUGACCAACUUGGACGAGAUCAACUCACAGGGCAUGCCAACCGGGUCAUGA
Messenger RNA from Penicillium canescens, 1815 nucleotides. RefSeq names its product homeobox domain-containing protein. Lineage: Eukaryota; Fungi; Ascomycota; Eurotiomycetes; Eurotiales; Aspergillaceae. The record is from RefSeq and is a predicted model, not a curated record. Gene Ontology annotation, molecular function: RNA polymerase II cis-regulatory region sequence-specific DNA binding; DNA-binding transcription factor activity, RNA polymerase II-specific. The transcript has 3 exons. The coding region runs from base 1 to 1815 and encodes 604 amino acids. Gene Ontology annotation, biological process: regulation of transcription by RNA polymerase II; cell differentiation.